Lactuca saligna is the source of this 1526-nucleotide messenger RNA. Lineage: Eukaryota; Viridiplantae; Streptophyta; Magnoliopsida; Asterales; Asteraceae. The record is from the annotation of a GenBank genome assembly.
AGGAAAUUCAGUCUAUGCUACACGCGCAAACUCACUUGUGACGUGUCCCAUGGAGGCGCGAAAAGUAUAGUCAAACCGCCACUACCUUCAUAUAUUCAUCCCCUUUAUUGUUGGGUUAAGAAGAUUUGAUCCAUACAACAUCAAAAGCAUUUUUUUAAAUCAGAGAUAUUUUUGGAAAGUUGCCUUUUACGAAGUUUAUUUUCCAGAUUUAGAGUUUGAAUAGGAUUACUGUCUUAACUAUUAAUUACUAUAAAUAGUUGUAAUCGUUGUUUUGUUUAAAGUUUUACAGAAUAUACUUAGGCUCCAAGUAAUUCUCCUUUCUCCUGUUUUUAUACCUCUGUUUCGUUUCUCCCUGUCAUCCCCUCUUCUUCAAUUGUUCUUGUGAUCAGAGCAAGUUUCAAACACUUGCAAAUUUUACAUUCAUCAACCCCCCAAAUCUAUCCGACAAUAUCAUACGCUUUUGGGGCAAACCUGGAUCUUAGCAGACGCAAAAGAUAAAUUCAAUGGCUCUUUUUUCCUACUUCAGCUCCACCAACAGGAGCACGGAAUGGAGCAACUCCAAGAGGAUGGAUUAUAGCGUCGGUGAUAAAUUUGAAGACGCUGGAACAAGGACCUCUCUUUCUUCGAUCGCUGAUGCAUUUGAGGAAAUUUCGGAUCUGAUUAUAGCAGGAAGAAAUGGUGAUUUUGCUGUUUUGAAAUUGAAGCCUUUUUGUGAUGCGUGUUCUUUCGUUUCUGUGCUCUUCGGUUCCCUUGGCAUCGCUUUUAAAUUCGCCGAGAUGGAAUACACCUCUAAGGUGCGUGAUCUAGAAGAAGCAUCAGAACGCUAUGUGAGUUUAAGCAGUGUAGUUGAUUAUGAUGUAAAAUGGAAGACAGUGAAGUCACAUGGUAGCCAUACUCGUAAUCUUCGCAGAGUUAGACAGGGUCUUGACCUAAUUCGAGAAUUAUUCCAGAAUUUUCUAUCAACCAAUGAUUACUCCCUAAAAGAUGCAGCUUCAUCAGCAUAUCAACAAGUGUGUGCGCCAUAUCAUUCAUGGGCUGUUAGAACUGCAGUUUCUGCAGGAAUGUGUGCUCUUCCAUCAAGGGAACAACUUCUGCUCAAUUUAAAUGAAACUGAGCAAUCAGCAGCUGUGCAAAUGCGAAGAUAUAUAAAAGCGUCACUUCCGGUGAUUAAGUACAUAGAUAAUUUAUACAUUUCAAGGGGCAUCAAUUUAGAUUGGUGAUUUUGGGCAUUGUUUUUCGUGAUGAGAUGGAGAUUAUGCAUUGUCACCAUGAAAGAUGUUUAGUUUUGUAAUUUGGCGAAUUUAACACGUUGAAUUUAGUUAAAACUUUACUAAUUGGGAUUUGAUCAAUGUUGGUUUUGGAUUGUGGUGUUAGAAUGAAUAGCGAGAAUCAUUUGUUGUAUGGAUAUAUUUUCCUUUUCUCAUAUGUCGAUCAUAUCACACUUUUUCAAGUGUCACAUCACAUUCCACAAAAAAAAUGUUGGGUGUGAUAUGUUAUCUUACCAUAUUUUUUUUUAAACUUGAACU